Molecule: messenger RNA, 2107 nt
Organism: Anopheles coustani
Lineage: Eukaryota; Metazoa; Arthropoda; Insecta; Diptera; Culicidae
Product: myogenesis-regulating glycosidase-like
Exons: 2
Coding region: 1-1932 (643 amino acids)
Biological process (GO): carbohydrate metabolic process
Molecular function (GO): hydrolase activity, hydrolyzing O-glycosyl compounds
Source: RefSeq, a predicted model, not a curated record
AUGGCCGGCACGGUUCUGAUCGUCGUGUCCGCGGCCUUUCUCGCGCUGCUCGCCCAAACGGCUAGCGGGCAGGAAACGGUGUACAGUUUAACGUUUAGCGAAGCAUCCACGGUGGUCAGCGUGGAUUUGCAGUCCCGGGAACUGCGAGUCACGCUGGCCGACCGCUUAGUGCAGCAGGUGCAACUGAGCGGGAACCUGGACACGACGGCUCAGUACACCGAAACGGAAACCGGGUUCACGCUGACCACCAACGACGGCACGGUGCUAGAGCUGACGAAGGACUUCGAUCAAGCCACGUACUCCCAGUUCUCCGUGAUACGCAACAACGUGCCACGUGCGGUGGAGCUUGUCGACUGCGUCAAUCUGCUCAACACGCACUGGUACGGUGGUCCACAGCAGAAGCGCCAGUACUGGCCGGUGCAAAAGCUGCGCUUCAACCGCUACAGCAUGCUCUCGAAGGAGGCGGACAACAGUGCGGUCGGCGAUCGGUACUGGCUGAACGCGCUCGGAUCCUUCCUGUACGUCGACGAGACGGCUCCCCUGUUUGCCGAUCAGAACUACGGCCAGCCCGGCUACCUGUGCCUGGAGACACGCGCCAUCCUGCCGUACGAUACGCACGGACCGGACUACGACUUCCGGUACACGAUCGGCGUGGCGGCGGAUGCGCGCGAGGUGCAUAUGGGUGCGGUACGGAACAUCCUCGGCAAACCGUCGGGCCACCCGGCCGAAUCGAUGGUGGCCGACCCGAUCUGGUCGACCUGGGCCCGCUACAAGCGCGACGUCGACGAUACGGUGGUGCAGGAGUUCGCGAGCGAAAUCAUCGCCAACGGGUUCGGCGGCCAGUACGAGCUGGACGACUUCUGGGAGCAGUGCUACGGGUCGCUCACGUUCAACCGGACCAAGUUCCCUAACAUCCGUAACACGAUUGCGGCCAUCAAGGCACGCGGGUUCGACCGUGUUACCCUGUGGAUCCAUCCGUUCAUCAACAAGGGCUGCGAACCGUGGUACUCGGACGCCCGGCGUCGCGGUUACCUGGUGGCCGACUGGACCGGCAGCACCGACACCGAGUGGUGGAACAGUGCGACCGGCCAGGCAGCGUACAUCGACUUCACCAAGGCGGAGGUGCGCGAGUGGUUCACCAGCCGGCUGCAGGCCAUCCUCGACGAGUCCGGCAUCGACAGCUUCAAGUUUGACGCCGGCGAAACCAGCUGGUCCCCGCCGGAUCCGGUGUUCAAUGGGCCACUUAAACGGCGCCCGAUACAGAUCGUCGGCGACUACCUGCGGACGGUGGCGCAGUUCGGUGAGCUAGUCGAGAUCCGGUCGACCCAAGCCACCCAGGAGCUGCCGGUGUUUGUGCGCAUGAUCGACAAGGACUCGAACUGGGGCUGGAACAACGGGUUACCGACGCUCAUCACCACAUUGCUGCAGCUCAACAUGGUCGGCUACCCGCUGGUCCUGCCGGACAUGGUCGGUGGCAACGGGUACGACAACCAGCCGCCAACCAAGGAGAUGUUCAUCCGCUGGCUGCAGGCGAACGUCUUCAUGCCCAGCAUCCAAUACUCGUACGUACCGUGGGACUUUGACGCCGAGACGAUCACCAUCGCCCUGGCCAUGACCCAGCUGCACCGUACGAUGACGUCCUCCAUCAUGGAUCGGUUUGCGCUGGCCGUCUCCGAAGGGUUACCGGUCAAUCCGCCACUCUGGUGGAUCGAUCCAACCGACACAACGGCCCAACAGAUAAACGAUCAAUACCUCCUCGGUGAUGACAUCAUUGCUGCACCGGUGACCGUGGAGAAUGCUCGGGCACGAGAUAUUUACCUUCCGAGCGGCUCGUGGGUGGACGGGAACACUGGAGCGACACAUACCGGUCCGAAGUGGCUACGGAACUACGCCGUCCCUUUGUCGAUGGUGCCGUACUUUGUCAGGAGCUAGCAAUGGCGUGAUGCCGGUUUGAAUUUGUGAGGCCAUUUCAGGUCCAUUCGCCACUUUCCGUAUCUACCCGUGCUGGCAAAGGUUGCGCGAAACGUUCACACUCUAUAGUUUGAAAAAUUAUUUUUAAACAUUUUGAUGAAUACGAGUUGAUACUAAUAAAUCGUCAUCUCUUCUU